AUGAGCGUCACAAGGUCACCUACAAAAGCGGCCGGCGCACCAAGUCUUACAAGUUCUCAACCAGACUUAUCAAAGUGUGAGCUACCCGUAAUCGAUAACUUUGUAUUUACUCGAAAACGUAAACAACCUGAUGCCGACGUUGAGGUCAAGGAAGCAAUAGCCGAACUACGUAAGGACAUGAUGAGUUUCCUGUAUGAAUUCAAAAGUUCACAAAAAGCUGAAUUUCAGCAGGUGAGGUCGGAUGUAACGGAUGUCAAAAACCAAUUGGAAUCGAUAAAGGUUGCAAAUAAUGAUAUUAUUAGAGAUCAUAAUCAGUUUCGAAAAGACCUGUCAUCUCUGACCGAUUCCCUGGACUUCCAGAGUAAAGAACAAGAUGAUUUGAAGUUCCGUAUGAAUAUAAUUACUACGAAAACCGACAAAAUAACUAGUUUGGAGUCUGAGCUCACUAUCGUUAAGCGACAAUUAACUACCCUCCAAAUGGAACAGAAUAUUCGGGAACAGCGCGAGCGCGAAGUCUUAUCUUGUAGUGAGAGAGAGAUGAGAUAUGCUUGGGCUCAAAUAGACCUGUCCUUGACCGGAGUAAUACCACUGGGAAGGGGGGGGGGGAAACCAACUGCCCCUAAUUUGGUAGGAGGCUCAAAGGGUGUCAUGAAUGAAUGUCUAAUGGUGGACUAUUAA
Arctia plantaginis is the source of this 678-nucleotide messenger RNA. NCBI's taxonomy places the organism in Eukaryota, Metazoa, Arthropoda, Insecta, Lepidoptera, Erebidae. The record is from the annotation of a GenBank genome assembly.